Molecule: messenger RNA, 834 nt
Organism: Metarhizium album ARSEF 1941
Lineage: Eukaryota; Fungi; Ascomycota; Sordariomycetes; Hypocreales; Clavicipitaceae
Product: Pyridoxal phosphate-dependent transferase, major domain protein
Exons: 3
Coding region: 1-834 (277 amino acids)
Biological process (GO): biosynthetic process; amino acid metabolic process
Molecular function (GO): pyridoxal phosphate binding; transaminase activity
Source: RefSeq, a predicted model, not a curated record
AUGUCGGACUGGGUCUUCCCGGCAUCCGCAAGAACAUACAAGAGGGGCUCCAGGAUCAAGAAUCUUCUCGCACGCCCUGGGGAUGUCGACUUCCUGGAGGGUCUUGCGGUUCAACUUGCGCUGGCCAGUCUUGCCAACGGUUGCGACAAGCCUGACUACCCCCGAAACACCCUCGUCGCCCUUAUGAAAUUCUGCCAGCGCCACUGCGUCCACCUCAUAAGUGACGAGAUCUACGCCUGCUCAACAUUUGACUCGGGCGACCCUUCCGCCACUGAGUUCACAUCCAUCCUUGCCAUUGAUCCCGAGGGCCUCAUCGACACCGAACGCCUCCACGUAACCUACGGUUUCAGCAAGGACUUUGGCUCCGCAGGCCUCCGCAUUGGCGCCAUUAUCACUCGCAGCAGAGCCGUCGAUGCCGCUAUUCGGGGAGUCAUCCGCUUCCACAACCCGGCCGGGCCCAGUCUCGCCAUUGGCGCCGCCAUGCUGGAAGAUCGGAAAUGGUGCCGCGAGUUCGUGGAACUCAACCGAGUCAAGUUGAAGGAAGCCUAUGGCGUUGCCACUUUGGGGCUAAAGGACAUUGGCGUGGAAUAUCUGCCGGGGAGCAACGCGGGAUUCUUUUUGUGGAUUGACUUGUCGCCGUAUCUGCCGACCGACUUGGAUGGCGAGCCGAAUGCCGAGUUUGCCCUGGCAAAGAAGCUGUUGGGAAAUGGGGUGUUUUUGCAUCCUAGGGAGGAACAUUCGCUCAGGCCGGGCUGGUUUAGGAUGGUUUAUACUCAGGAGCCGGAUGUUGUGAAGGAAGGCAUUAAGAGGAUUAAAAAGACUAUUUUGCAAUAA